UUUUCAAAAAAAUCUAUCAAAAAAUACAAAAUGGAAUAUCAAGGAUAUUUCAUUUGCCUAAUAUCCUUGCUAAAAAUACUCCUGGAAAUUGAGGGCUGUACAGGCCCUGGAGGAAUUUCCACAUCCAGCACCCCCGAAAAAGAUUGGUGGCAGGUGUCGCAAUUCUAUCAAAUCUAUCCCAGAUCCUUUAAGGACUCCAAUGGAGAUGGCAUUGGUGACUUGAAGGGUAUUAUUUCCAAACUCAGCUAUUUGAAGGAGAUUGGGGUAAAUGCCACCUGGCUUUCACCCAUCUAUGUCUCGCCCAUGGCCGAUUUUGGUUAUGACAUUGCCAAUUUCUUUGACAUCCAACCGGAAUAUGGUAGCCUGGAGGAUUUUGAUGAACUUAUCAAGGAGGCCAAUAAAUUGGGUCUGAAAAUCAUUAUGGAUUUUGUGCCGAAUCAUUCGAGUGAUGAGAAUGUGUGGUUCCAGAAGUCGGUGAAUCGGGAGAAGGGCUAUGAGGAUUACUAUGUCUGGCAUGAUGGCUAUGUGGAUGAAAAUGGACAAAGACAGCCACCCAGUAAUUGGUUGCAGGCCUUUCGGGGCAGUGCCUGGGAAUGGAAUGAAAAGAGACAGCAAUACUAUCUACAUCAAUUUGCAGUGAAGCAACCCGAUCUGAAUUAUCGUAAUCCCGAUGUGGUGGCCCAAAUGAAAAGGGUCCUCACCUAUUGGUUGGAUCGUGGGGUGGCUGGUUUUCGUGUUGACGCCGUACCCUGGAUGUUUGAAGUCUUGCCAAAUGCCACAACGGGUCUAUACCCCGAUGAACCUCUGUCGGGCCUUUAUCCUGAUGACCCGUUGAAUUUUGAUUAUUUAUCGCAUAUCUAUACCCAGGAUCAACCGGAAACCAUUGAUAUGGUCUAUCAAUGGCGUCAGCUGCUGGAUGAUUAUCAAAGGAUACAUGGUGGUGAGACCAGGGUCCUUAUGAUUGAAACUUGGUCCAACAUUAAUGAGGUCAUGAAAUUAUAUGGCAAUCGAACCAGGCAGGGAGCCCAAAUUCCAUUUAAUUUUCAAUUUAUUGCUGGGGGCCAUGCGGAUCUGGAUAACACAGAUUUGGGGGCAGAUGGUUUUGUGAAUAUCAUUGGGAAAUGGAUGGAUAAUAUGCCGGCAGGAAAGACCGCAAAUUGGGUGAUGGGAAAUCAUGACAGAAGCCGUGUCGGCACCCGCUAUGGCGAUAAACGCAUUGAUCUCAUGAAUAUGCUGCAGAUGUUUUUACCAGGAGCAAGUGUCACCUACAUGGGUGAAGAAAUUGGCAUGAUCGACACGCCCCUUUCAUGGGAGGAGAGUGUUGACCCAGCGGCCUGCAAUGCCGAUCCCGAAACAUAUGAUCAAUUUAGCCGCGAUCCGGAACGUACCCCGUUCCAGUGGAGUACCGAGGCCAAUGCUGGAUUCUCUACAAAUGAAAGUACCUGGCUGCCGGUAAAUCCUUACUAUUUGGUAACAAAUGUUGAAACGGAAAGAGCCAAACCAAAAAGUCAUCUCAAUGUUUAUAAACAAAUGUCUGAGCUACGACAAACCAGAACGCUGCAAUAUGGCAGCCUGAAAUAUGGCAAUGUUGGCGAGAAUAUAUUGGCCAUAAAGAGGUCUUUACCCGGUGAAAAGACCUACAUUUUACUGGCCAAUGUUUCGGGCCAUGCCAAGACCGUUGAUGUGACAGAUGUUAUUAAGGCCAGCGGGAAAUUUAAAGUAAAAAUUGUAAACAUUAUUUCAAACAGGAAAGAGGGAUAUGAAAUUUCCCUCGACAAUGUCUAUUUGAGUGGCAAUGAGGCCAUUAUUGUGGAGUCGAUCUAAACGCCCACAUCAUAUUUUAAAUAUAUUAUUUUUAAUUAAUUUUAAGGAAUAAUGUUUGCUUAUAUAAACAGAUAUCUAUAAAAACUA
This is a messenger RNA of Musca domestica (house fly), 1911 nucleotides long. RefSeq names its product maltase A3-like. The coding region runs from base 31 to 1824 and encodes 597 amino acids. Gene Ontology annotation, biological process: carbohydrate metabolic process. The record is from RefSeq and is a predicted model, not a curated record. Lineage: Eukaryota; Metazoa; Arthropoda; Insecta; Diptera; Muscidae. The transcript has 5 exons.